AUGGCAUCCAGUGAGGAAACACCACGCUCCCUAGCAGGCAAGGUGGCCCUCGUCACCGGCGCCGGGCGCGGCAUCGGUAAAGGCAUCGCACUCGAGCUAGCCAAGCGCGGAGCCUCCCUCGUCGUCAACUACAACAGCGCCGAGAAGCCGGCGCAAGAGGUCGUCGACGAGAUUUCCAAGACGGGCAGCCGCGCCGUGGCCAUCAAGGCCGACAUCACCAAGGUGCCCGAGGUUUCGCGCCUCUUUCAGGAAGCCCUCCGGCACUUUGGCCACCUGGACAUUGUGGUUUCCAACUCCGGCACCGAGGUGUUCAAGCCGGAGGAGGAGGUGACGGAGGAGGACUACGACCGCGUCUUCAACCUCAACACCCGGGCGCAGUUCUUCAUCGCCCAACACGCCUAUGUGCAUCUCCGGGACGGGGGCCGCAUCGUCCUCAUGUCGUCUGUCGCUGCGAACAUGUCGGGGAUUCCGAACCACGCGCUGUACGCGGGGAGCAAGGCCGCUGUUGAGGGGUUUACACGUAGCUUCGCGGUGGACGCCGGCCAUAGGAAAAUCACUGUCAAUGCCAUUGCGCCCGGGGGCGUAAAGACGGACAUGUAUGAUGCGAACGCGUGGCACUAUGUGCCGAAUGGCAAGCCGGGCAUGCCCAUGGAAGAGAUUGAUAAGGGCCUGGCAGCUUUUUGCCCGCUUGGGAGAGUUGCAGUUCCUCAAGACAUUGGGCGCGUGGUUGCCUUUCUUGCUCAUCCCGACAGCGAGUGGGUGAAUGGCCAGGUUAUCCUCCUUACUGGAGGCUCCGUCACCUAA
Metarhizium brunneum ARSEF 3297 is the source of this 804-nucleotide messenger RNA. Its product is annotated as Hydroxynaphthalene reductase-like protein Arp2. Gene Ontology annotation, molecular function: oxidoreductase activity. The record is from RefSeq and is a predicted model, not a curated record. Lineage: Eukaryota; Fungi; Ascomycota; Sordariomycetes; Hypocreales; Clavicipitaceae.